Messenger RNA from Lasiosphaeria miniovina, 927 nucleotides. Its product is annotated as 4-nitrophenylphosphatase. Gene Ontology annotation, molecular function: phosphoglycolate phosphatase activity; alkaline phosphatase activity. The transcript is spliced from 4 exons. Lineage: Eukaryota; Fungi; Ascomycota; Sordariomycetes; Sordariales; Lasiosphaeriaceae. The record is from RefSeq and is a predicted model, not a curated record. The coding region runs from base 1 to 927 and encodes 308 amino acids.
AUGACCGCCCAACCCCAACCAGAAUACUUGACGGGCGAUGUCGCCGCAAUCAAUGCCUUUAUUGACCGCUUUGAUGUCUUCCUGCUCGAUUGUGACGGGGUGAUAUGGUCUGGUGAUCAUGUCUUUGAAGGUGUGGUUGAGACACUGGAGCUCCUAAGGUCUAGAGGCAAGAGGACUGUCUUUGUGACAAAUAAUUCAACAAAGUCGCGGUCUGACUAUGUCAAGAAAUUUGCCGCCAUGGGAAUUCCCUCGGAUGUCGAGGAUAUAUUCGGGUCGGCAUAUUCUUCGGCCAUCUAUAUCUCGAGGAUUCUCAAGCUGCCGCCGCACCAGAACAAGGUCUUUGUUAUUGGUGAAGCAGGCAUCGAGAGUGAGCUGAAGAGUGAAAACGUGCCCUUCAUCGGCGGCACCGACCCAAGCUUCCGGCGGGACAUGACCCCGGAGGACUGGGCGGGCAUCGCCGACGGGUCUCUGCUCGACCCCGAGGUGGGCUGCGUGCUCACCGGAUUGGAUUUCCACAUCAACUACCUGAAGCUAUCGCACGCAUACCAGUAUCUUAGACGAGGGGCAAAGUUCUUGGCGACUAACGUCGACUCUACGUUCCCCACCCACAACAGCUUUUUUCCCGGCGCCGGGUCCAUCGGCAUGCCUUUGGUCAACUCAACGGGACAGAAGCCCGUGUCUCUUGGGAAGCCCAGCCAGGCAAUGAUGGACGCCAUUGAAGGGAAAUUUCAUCUCGACCGCGAGAGGACGUGUAUGAUUGGUGACCGGCUUGACACGGAUAUCCAGUUCGGCAUCCAAGGCAAGCUCGGCGGCACGCUUGCGGUCCUGACUGGCGUGAGCCACCGAGAGGACUGGGAGGCGAAAAAUGCUGCGGCAGUGCCCAAAUUCUACGUGGACAAGUUGAGCGACCUCCUCAAAGCCGCGUGA